Rhizophagus irregularis DAOM 181602=DAOM 197198 is the source of this 1317-nucleotide messenger RNA. The record is from RefSeq and is a predicted model, not a curated record. NCBI's taxonomy places the organism in Eukaryota, Fungi, Glomeromycota, Glomeromycetes, Glomerales, Glomeraceae.
AUGCAUAAAUUCAAAACUAUCUUUUCAAAGAAAACUAAAAAUGUCAUUGAAUACUUUGGUGUGUGUCAUGAUUGUAAAAAGCCUAAUACCGGAAUAGAAUGGUGUAAUAAAUGUGACCCAGGACGGUUUUUAAGAGAAGGAAAAACGAGUGGAAAUCCUGAAAUAGACAAAUUAAUUCAUGAAUCACAACUUAAUACUGAUGAUCGUUAUAAUUUAGAAUGGAUACCAUAUGAUAAAUUUCUUGAUAUUAAAUCAAUAAGUGAAGGUGGUUUUUCUAAUAUUUUUUCAGCUUCUUGGAAUAAUAAAAGGAGAAAUCCGAACGGGUCUAUUAUAGUUGCACUUAAAAAAUUUAAAAACUCAAUAAAAAUGACAGAAACUUUUAUUAACGAGAUUAAAAUGUAUAAUGAAUUUGAUAAUUCUCUUCGUUUAUAUAUCGUACAAUUUUAUGGUAUAACAAAAGAUCCACAAACAGAAGAAUUUAUGAUGGUAUUAAAAUUUGCAGAUGAAAGUUUAAGAGAGUACCUUAAAAAAAAUUUUCAUAAUUUAAAUUGGAAAGAAAAAUUAAAUAUUUUAUGUAAUAUUGCAGACUCUCUUGAUAUUAUUCAUAAGAAUAAUUAUAUUCAUAAGGAUUUACAUAGUGGAAAUAUACUUCAAUUUUAUAUGGAUGUUAAAGUUACAAAAAUUGCAGAUUUAGGAAUUGCAAAAUUAAUACAAAAUUCAAGAUCCUCUGAUUCUUCAAAUGUUUGUGGAGUACUUCCUUAUAUAGCCCCAGAAGUUUUAUAUGGAGAACCAUACACAUUUGCUAGUGAUAUUUAUAGUUUUGGAAUUAUUAUGAUAGAAAUGACAACUAGAAGGUCACCUUAUUCAAAUGUACCACAUGAUGAGAAACUUGCAUUAGCAAUUUGCAAUGGUUUAAGACCAAGAGUAGCCAAAGGAACACCAAAAGUUUAUAUUAAUUUAGUAAAUCAAUGCCUUGAUGCAAAUCCCGAAAAAAGACCCAAAAAUUUAUCUUACUAUUUACAUUAUUUAAAAAGUUAUAAGAAUUUUAUUGAUAUUAAUUCACAGGAUUCCACUUCAGAAAACAAAUUUCAUUCUGAAGCAAUAUACAUUAGUCGUUAUAUGAGUUUUACUAAUCUUACCAUUCCAAGAAAUUCUACAAAAGUUCAAAUUGAAGAUUCAAAAGUUUCAGAUUCACAAUUAAUUGACCAGCAUAUUUCUGAUGAUUUUCAAAGUUCAUUUGAUCAAGAUUAUAUAGAAAUGAAUGAAAAUGUUGAUAAAAUCGAUCUUAUUAAAUAUUAUACAGAAGACGAUGAAUAA